CACCUGGGGACUCCUGGAUGCUCACGAUGUCCAAAGGGAGACCUCUGUCAUGGACAGGUCGCAGAUAUAAAGGGCUGCACAGGAAUUGAGAAAUAUCCUUGGAGUUAAGCCUGUGGUGGAAGCACAAGAAUGGACAGAAAGCAUGGAAAAUAUGUAGUAAAUGUUGAACGCUCUGAAAACCAGUCUCCAGUCACAUGUUCAGAUGACCAAGAGGCUCACAGCUCUGCAUGCUGGCAUCGACCUUCAAAUGACACAACCGGUCAUAUCUCUUCCAACUUAACUGGACUGUAUGUGAGCCCAGGAGUCCUUGUACACUCACGAUGCCCACACAUAGAAUUAUCUAAUACACAGGUAAAAGGAAAUUGCUGUAAUAACUGGUCUCUGUGGGAAGUCUUUUUGGCUUGUUUCUUAGCCUCUGUGAUAACAACAGCAAUUGGAGUACUCAUAAUAUGCCUGGUGAACAAUAGAGGAAGUGACAAUUCUCCCAUUACUAGCCAGCUACCCUCCAACAAUGACAUUCCCAGAAUGACAUCUACUACUACCAAACCUGCAGUGACCACCACUUCAACUGAACCUACAACUAUAACCACUUCCACAGAAUCUACAACCACUGCAAUGUCCACUGAACCUACAACCUCCACAGCCCCCACCACCGCUACAACAGGACCUACAACCUUGAUAGCCCUCACAGUCACUACAGCAGAAUCUACAACCUUGGCAGGUGCCACCAUCACUACAACAGGAUCUACAGCCUCAACAGGUGUCACCAACACUGCAACAUGACUGACAACCAUCACUACCACUACAACCAGACUUACAAACACAACCUCAAUCACCCCUUAAAGGAAACCCACAGGUACAACAGCUACCACUAUCACUUUAACUGAACAUACAACCAUGAAAACUACAACCACCACUUCAAGUGAAACCCCAGCUAAUGCCACUUUAACAGAAUCUACAACUGUUGCAACUUCAGUAAUAACAAAUGCCGUUAUAGCUUAAUCUUAGUGGACAACCAAAACAGUUA
Lontra canadensis (Northern American river otter) is the source of this 1027-nucleotide messenger RNA. RefSeq names its product dynactin-associated protein-like. The transcript has 4 exons. NCBI's taxonomy places the organism in Eukaryota, Metazoa, Chordata, Mammalia, Carnivora, Mustelidae. Gene Ontology annotation, cellular component: plasma membrane; Golgi apparatus. Bases 130 to 783 code for a protein of 217 amino acids. The record is from RefSeq and is a predicted model, not a curated record. Gene Ontology annotation, biological process: activation of protein kinase B activity.